Messenger RNA from Spathaspora passalidarum NRRL Y-27907, 708 nucleotides. RefSeq names its product Ras family GTPase (gene RSR1). Gene Ontology annotation, cellular component: plasma membrane. Gene Ontology annotation, molecular function: GTPase activity; GTP binding; GDP binding. The transcript has 2 exons. Gene Ontology annotation, biological process: signal transduction. The record is from RefSeq and is a predicted model, not a curated record. NCBI's taxonomy places the organism in Eukaryota, Fungi, Ascomycota, Pichiomycetes, Serinales, Debaryomycetaceae. Bases 1 to 708 code for a protein of 235 amino acids.
AUGAGAGAUUAUAAAAUUGUGGUAUUAGGUGCCGGUGGGGUAGGUAAAUCCUCCGUCACGGUACAGUUUGUACAAGGGGUAUAUGUAGAAAGUUACGAUCCCACCAUAGAAGAUUCAUAUAGAAAGCAGAUUGAAAUCGAUGGAAGGGCCUGUGAUUUAGAAAUCUUGGAUACGGCUGGGGUAGCACAAUUUACGGCUAUGAGAGAAUUAUAUAUCAAGAGUGGGAAGGGGUUUUUGUUGGUCUAUUCCGUUACUGAUGAAAACUCGCUUAAGGAAUUAUUGGCAUUACGAGAACAAGUUUUAAGAAUCAAGGAUACUGACAAUGUCCCUAUGGUUCUUUUGGGUAACAAGUGUGAUUUGGAAGAGGACAGAGUUUUAAGUAUAGAAGAUGGGGUUAAAGUUAGUCAAGAUUGGGGAUUGGUUCCAUUUUAUGAAACUAGUGCCAUGUACAAGACUAAUGUUGAUGAAGCAUUUAUUGAUGUUGUUCGACAAAUUAUGAGAAAGGAGGCAGCCAUUAGUGCCGAAAAGAAACAACAAAAGGAACAGCAAAAAAAGUUACAAGAAAACACUAAAUCGCCAAUUGAAAUUAAUGGUGAUAUAAAUAAGGAGAAAGUUUCUGAGGCCACAACCAAGACUCCAAGGGCCAAGCAAUCAGCAAUUGAUCCAGCAAAGCCAAAGUCUCAAAGUAAAUGUUGCACAAUAAUGUAA